Hipposideros armiger (great roundleaf bat) is the source of this 2159-nucleotide messenger RNA. RefSeq names its product synaptogyrin 3 (gene SYNGR3). Gene Ontology annotation, cellular component: synaptic vesicle membrane; neuromuscular junction. The transcript is spliced from 4 exons. The record is from RefSeq and is a predicted model, not a curated record. NCBI's taxonomy places the organism in Eukaryota, Metazoa, Chordata, Mammalia, Chiroptera, Hipposideridae. The coding region runs from base 184 to 873 and encodes 229 amino acids.
GCGAGAGUGGGGGCACGGGCUCAGCCCCGCCCCGCGCGCCCCCGCCGCGCGUUCCCUGUAAGCGGCAGAGGCAGCAGCAACACCAGCAGCAGCGGCUGCAGCCCCGGGCUGCCUCGGGCGGGGCCGGCUGGACCGAUAGACUGACAGAGGGCUCCGGGGGCGCGUGGCCCGCCCGGGCCGGCCAUGGAGGGAUCCUCAUUCGGCGCGGGCCGCGCGGGAGCUGCUCUGGACCCCGUGAGCUUCGCGCUGCGGCCCCAGACCCUGCUGAGGGUCGUGUCCUGGGUGUUUUCCAUCGCCGUUUUUGGACCCAUCGUCAACGAGGGCUACGUGAACUCCGACAGCGGCCCGGAGCUGCGCUGCGUCUUCAAUGGGAACGCGGGAGCUUGUCGCUUCGGCGUCGCGCUCGGCCUCGGGGCCUUCCUUGCUUGCGCUGCCUUCCUGCUGCUGGAUGUGCGCUUCCAGCAGAUCAGCAGCGUCCGCGACCGCCGCCGCGCGGUUCUGCUCGACCUGGGCUUUUCAGGGCUCUGGUCAUUCUUGUGGUUCGUGGGCUUCUGCUUCCUCACCAACCAGUGGCAGCGUACGGCGCCCGGACCAGGCACCACGCAGGCUGGAGAUGCAGCGCGGGCCGCCAUCGCCUUCAGCUUCUUCUCCAUUCUCAGCUGGGUGGCGCUCACCGUGAAGGCCCUGCAGCGGUUUCGCCUGGGCACCGACAUGUCGCUCUUUGCCACGGAACAGCUGGGCACUGGGGCGGGCCAGGCCUACCCUGGCUACCCAGUGGGGAGCGGCGUGGAGGGCACCGAGACCUACCAGAGCCCGCCCUUCACUGAGACCCUGGACACCAGCCCAAAAGGGUACCAGGUGCCUGCCUACUAGUGGCCAGUAGGCCCAGACCAGGGCUCAAAGGCUGCCACACCAAUGUAGGUCCCAGGGCUUCCUGGGACCUCCCUCAGGUCCUCCUGGCCCAGUGCGGGGAAUGGAAGGGUGGUCACUGUAGGACAUCUGGAGCCAAAAGAGGGUAGCCCCUAGGGUUCCUGGGCUGUAUCCCCCAAAUUAUCCCUAUAACUUUAGUCCCCAGCCCUAAGCCUGAGGUCUUGAGGAGGGUACAUCACAGCCCUGAACACAUGUCCUCCAGCCUCUAGUGGACCAGCCUUGGCAGGGGGCCAGUACCCUCAUGAGGUAGCCAUCUCCAGGCUCACCUGUCCACUCUGGGGUCGGGGAUCCAGCUGGUCUCCACAGCCAGGUGCAGGGGCUGUCCUGGAAAGAGAGCAGAUAUACUGCCCCCACCCCCAUGCCAUGGUGCAGGGAACGUGGCCACUGUUCCCCAUCCCGUGUCCCUGUGGGUUGUGACAGUCCUGGAUCCUGUCAUGGUGGGUCACCCUGUAGGGCCGUGUGCUCUGUCUGGAGUUUCCCUCUAUUCCUCGCACCUGCUUGCUAGAGUAGCCUGGCCCUGUCGAUGUUGUGAUUGUGGUCAAGUCUUGAGUUUUCACCUGGUAGUCCCCUCCAAACAGCCCCUCUGUCUGUGGCCCCUGCUCCAGCCCCUCCAUGCCUUGGUCCAGGCCUCUGACCAGGUGUGGGCAGUUCUGGUUAGGAAGGCACAGCAUAGCUGUAGGCCUGAGCACCAGUCCUCUUCCAGCCCUUCAGUAAGACCUUGCCCAGUGGAGGCUCGGGACACCUGUGUGCCUGGCAAGACAAGCCUCUCAUGAGGAGAGCAGCUCCAUCUGCCCACAGUGCCCCGGAGACAGCCAUUCUGUGCGAACCCCUUUACCUUGGCUUCCUGGACCAGUCAGCCCCUGAACUCCCCACCCUGCACCCUGUUUUAAGGCCCAGUCCGAGGUUGGGGUCCCUCUGCAUAGCUGACUACUCAUGCGUUGCUCCACGCUGGCUUUUCACAUUAUGUCAAUACCAAAUGCGGUUGCCACAUUUCAUUCUUGUAGACAGAUGCCUCCCUCUGGAGUUGCAGUUGAGUGACAACCCUGUACAUUGUAGCAUAGGUCAAUUAUGUGUUGGAUAUUUCAGUGAACAUGUUUACAAUUUUUGUAUAUAUGGAUCUCCCUCCCCCCUCUGAAAGAACAAUCCGUGAUUGUGUAAUUUCAGUGUCCCAUGUUCCAGCUGCAACUUCUUUAUAAUAAAGACUGUAAAUGAGUUUACUGUGGCCCAGA